This is a messenger RNA of Vitrella brassicaformis, 5390 nucleotides long. NCBI's taxonomy places the organism in Eukaryota, Vitrellaceae. The record is from the annotation of a GenBank genome assembly.
UCGAACUUGAAGUUGUUGGAGAAGGAUACCAAUGGGGUGUGGAGGAACGAAAUACGGAGUGGUAGAGCACGUACACGAGAGGAUUGAAUCACCAAAAUUGAAUCCCGUGUGUUCAAUUGAUGGAUGGCAUGCAGGAAGUCCCUCCCAGCCAGGUGAUCCGCGGCUCCGGCAUUCCCUUCCAGUCGCUCGCGUGGAGGCUCCUUCAGACCUGUGAUGGCGGCCCAUGGGACGCCACUAUCGCCAGCGAGGUCGUGGACCUCAUCUGCGCCUCUCAGCCGCCAGGCAUGGACGCCAACGGCCGGCCAUUCGAGGCAGCCGAAGUCGAGAGAAUGGGCGCUGAUGCUCUCGCCUACAUGGGGAAGAAGGUCAGUGGUGGGUAUGCAUGGAGGGAGAUGUUCUUGAUGCGACGAAUGCCUCGGUUGUUUGUGUCUGCAGAUGGGCCCAGCUGAUGGGUGUGGCGGAGUGGUUGACGCUCUCGAUGUCAUUGUCCAUGCGACGCUGGUUUACUUCCGCCGCCGGCUGGAAAAGCAGCCUCACGCGAGCGUAAGGACGCGACAGCGGGCAGCACAUCACAUGUACGUCUCAGCAUCGAUUGGUGUCUCCCUCCCUCUCUGCUUCAGACCGAUUUCAUAGAUGCGCUGUUUGACAAGAACAGCGGCCUGCUGGCUCUGCUGUCAGACCGUCUCAAGAGCGAAAGGGGCCUCAUCAAACACAAGGUAGCUGGCAGUGAGUCUCAUUCGCCGCCUAACAUGGGCGGCUGUGUGCCAUCCGUCGUGUGUUGAAGGGUGUGGAGUUCCUGUGGGGCCUAUGUGACUCGUCCCAGCUGCCAAAUGACGUCCGCUCGUCGCUGAGGGAUCAGCUGUCAGUGCACGGCUCGCGGCCUGCAUCGGCCCUGCCCUUCCAAGAGGAUCUCAAACCGUCUGUCUGGUAAGCAAGCGGUCAAAGGGACUUGCCCGCUGACUGCUGGUGGUAAUUCAGGCUGGGGCUUGUCCAGAAGUUGGGUGGCGACUCGUCACUUUAUCACCGUGGGAUCUAUCCACUCACACCCGAUGGUUUGUCUGCCAACCCACUGUUUACCCAAGCCAACCAUGCUGUUGUUCUAUGUGUGCGUGUGUCUCAGGUGUGUCGAUCGCGUCGUGCCUCCUACGUACGGCCAUUGUUGGCGGCACGUCGGCACUCGACGACAGGGGCCUGCUGCCGCCGCCUCUCAUUUCGCCCUCACUCAGACCCUUCCUCACAAUGGUCGCACAGCAGAAGGAGGCGCACUUCAAGUAAAUGUCCUGCCAGCCAAAGCCUGCCAACACAGAUCGCCUCAUUGUCUGUGGUGUGUGUUGUCAGUGGUGGCCUGCGCGCGGUGAUCGACGUGUGGAUGAGCAAUUUCGGGGGGCGUAUCGUCGCUGCCACGCUCAGCAGGCUGGCGGCGGACGACGCCACGCCCAAGCAACAGCCGGGGGUACGAAUGCAUCUAGCGCCACCCACUGUUUUUCAUGUGAUGCUUAUUCCUUUGUUUCCUUUGUGCAGGCACUCCAGUCGCCUUACCGCGAGAAUGAGGCCAUCAAAGUGGCACACCGAUUCUUCGAUGCCAUCAUCUCUGUAAGCAAGAAAGGGAAGCACUCACGGGAGAGACACAGGACGCUCGCUUGUUUACAGUCUGUGCAAGAGCUGCGGCAGCAGGCGACACAGCGAGGCAGCGUAGCCGCUGCCGGGGCAGCGACGGGUGGCGUGGUGUGGAAUGCGGGGCUGUCGGGCGGCGGUCUUUGCGCGCUGGGCCUCAUCUGCGAGGCAUUGAGAGAAGAGGACGGGAGAAGACUCAUCAAGGGGUGAGUGAAUGAGUGAUUGAGAGUGAUCGAUCAGCCGAUAUGGGCGUCACAUUCGUAUACGUGUCUGUUGUCGAUCGCAUGCAGUCAGCAGCCGUUGUUCGGCAACCUGUACGCUGCCAGCCUGCCCGCAGGAAUGACGAUGCCGAGGCCCUCAGUCUCAUCGUCACGAAGAAAGGUGGGCUGCUUACUUCACUCAUGUGCGCUUCUGACCCGUCUGUGUGUGCUUGGCAGAGCAGGAAGGGUCGCUCAUCUUUCGAGGAGGACGAAAGCAAUCCCAUGCUCUACGACGAUGAAGACGAAAGUGACGAGGAAGGUGAGUCGGCACAGCACACGCACAGACACCCUCGUGGACUGUGUCAACCAAUCAGGGUUGGAGAGGUCGUUUGCCACCAUGUCGGGCGGCGGUGACCUGAUGGUCUACGGCGCCGACACGAAGGACGACGCCGUCCAAACACUCAGAGAGUAUGGCAGAUGCGGAAGCUUCCUCCUUCUCGGUCAGUGAUUCACAAAACCCAAACUCACACGUGUAUCUCCUUGUUUGUACAGAGCUGUUGACAUUCGGUCUGCAAAACCCCAAGAAAUUCAGCCUAGAGGUUAACCCACUUCACCCACCCAUCCAGACAGACACAACGAGUGACUGAAAACACCCUCCCCUCUCCCAUUCAUUCGUGCAUGCAGCUGGCCCGUCGGCCACCGGAGAGUGCUCUGCGCGUGUGGAUCAGCCACGCGCUGCCCCUGACGCUGGAUCUGAUCUGUCUGGGGAGGUUUCGGUCGGACAGCGAGUCGCGGCCCACAAUGUACCCGGGUGGCGACAAGCUGCGGCAGAGGGAGAAGAAGAACAUCAAACCCGAGGGGCUCAGAGAUAAGGUGAGUGUUGGUGAGAGACAGAGGAUAAUUCGUGUCUUGUGCGAAUGCUUGUUGCCGUCUUUUGCAAACAGCUUGAUGCGCUGCGUUGGCGCUUGACAGAAGUCUGUGACACGCUUGUCGGUGAGUGCCUUCUGAAUCACUCUAAGCCUUCUGAAUCACUUUUUUCUCUUCACUCGUGGAUCAGACUGUGCUCACGACAGCGACCUGCAGUCAAAUCUGAAGGAUCUGCUGACCGCCUCCCCUCACCUGCGGAGGUGCGUAUCCACUCAAUUCCGUACGCCUUCUUGUAUUCCCUCCCUCCUACAUAUGUCUCCCCAGUUCUGACGCCGCCCUUGUGCGUCAAGUUGCCACUCGGUGGAACGUCAAGCUAGAGCCAGUGCCCCGUCAAUCUGUCGCUCCCUCACAGCCGCCGAAGCCCUCUGUGCCAGCGGCGGAGGAGGAGGUGGUCCAAAUACCAGAGGAAGAGACCAAGGUGACACAUCAUCACUCCUUCAUGACGAUUGAUUGAGUCGGAAGUACUCGGAUUUCCUGUUGUCGGCUGCUGCAGGAGGAGGAAGAUGAGGAGGAAAAGGAGGAAGAACCUCCCAAAGAGUAUGAAAAGCACGAGAGAAAAAACAUGAGACCUCCAGAAAUGUAUUGUGCUGUGCCGCGGUCGUUGCUUGCAGGGUUCCAAGAGGCGAUGGCUACCGUCGCGGCGACACGUUCGAUAACCCCGCGGCACCGCCAAACAUCAGCGACUCAUAUACUAAGCAGACGGCGUACCACCUGCUGCCCCCCGACCAUCCCGUCGUGCAGCCACCUCCUGAAUCAGCACAACAGCAGGAGGCGACACAGGUUCCGCCGCAAACGAGGGAAAAGGAGACAGGGUCUACGAGAGACAAGAAGACGGGAGCAAAGGAAGUAGAGCCAGCCGUUGAGCAGAUCGUGACCUUUUCCCCUCUCUCGCCCAACCCCGCCAAGGCGAAGUUGCCUGACAUUCCUGCACACGCGCCAGCAAUACCAGAGAAGACACUGGAGGAGCCGAUGAGCGACCCAACACCCAGAGUCAACUUUGCCAACACACAUUCACCCUCAGCCCAGCUGCUCGCCCCUCCCGCCCCUGUGGUGACACGCCCAGCCGCAAGAGGAGACGCCACACCAGAGCCGUUGCCCGGCGCAAGGACGAUGGCCAUGGUAAGCCGCGUGACCACCGUCAACACGUCCAUCAAAUCCCCCAACGAAUCGAUGAGCUCUGGGGAGACGGUUCCAGCGGGAAGGAGAGAGGAGCAGGAACUCACACCACCUGAGCAGGUCUUACCCGUCGCAGAGAAGGAGGAGAAGGGCAUGUUCCGGAAAAUGUGGGACCGGGCGACACAGGGCGUCGCCAGACCCAAGCACAAGGCGUCGCCCGAGCGAACAACUGGCCAGAAUGGUCGGGAGAGGGAAACGGGAGAUCUGGUGUUGGUUGAGGCCUUGGGAGAGGGAGAGCAGACACAGAGAGUGCGCAUUCCCGCGUCAGGCGGUGCCGUGUCUCCGAGCGUCCAGAUCUCCAUCGGUCCCAUCAACGGUGUCUCAUACGGCCCCGCCACUGCCACAGCAGCCCCACACACAGCCGCGAUCAAGCCCCUCCACGAGACAUCACAACGACAGGAGCCCUUCUCUCCCACCUUCUCAUCGCCCGAUGACACGCCAGCCGUCGGUCAAGACGAGCACAUGGCUACCAUGUCGACCCUGAACCAGUCGGCACCAGAAUUCCAUUCGGUACAUCGCCUUGGUGCUGACGUGUAUACGCGUACGUACGGCCAUGGACAGACGUAUGGAGGCCAGCCGUCAUCGCAAGCGAUAGAGCGGCUGACGGCAGAGGUCAUGGCGCUGCGAAGCGAGACGGCCGAGCUGAGGGCGGCGCAGCACAUGUUGAACCACCAGCUCAAGACGAUGCGUGUCGACUGGGCAGGGGAAAAAAUGCAGAUGCAGGAGCAAACACAGAUGACUGACCAGGUAUGCGAAUGCGGACACAUCAACAAGAAGACAUUCCACUCGUUGUGUCGCAUGCAGGGCACUUUAACCACACAGCAGGCUCUCGCACUCCCCCCUCCACCCACAUCCACACAGACAUACCGCCCCCAACACAUAGUGUCUCAGACGGCUCUUCAGCCGUCCCCCCUCAUCUACUCCCCAUCAACAAGCCCAGCCGUCCUCUCUGAGAUUCCACUCGCCCCUCGCUUCGUUUCUUAUGUCCGUCACCACAGAAGGGAGCUUCCCUAUAACGUGCGAAGGUACGACUACUACCCGCCGGCACUGUACUCGGGUUAUCGCAGCACGUGGGAGCGACAGCGAGAGGCGACUGAGAGGAAAAGGGAGCUGCAGAAAUUGGAUGAGGAGGGGGUGAGGCACCAGAUGACAGACAGGCGGAUAAGGGAGGCCAGAGAAGCUGUCGAUCGCAUACUUAUCCGCCAGUAGAGAGGGACGUCAUGUGUUUGGUCGUGUCUGGUGCGUGGCUAAGAUGCGCACCGCCUAUGUCUGCAUGCAUGCAUGCACAAGAGAGUAUGUACGUCCUUGGCCAUCGAUAAGACCUGUGUGAUAGAGAUUGCAUGCGAAGGGUAGCUUUGUUGACCGUCACUCUUGUUUCUCUUGACAAUGAGCAGCAGAAGGGAUGUAGCGGGAGCGUGGGCUCGGUUUGCUUGAACAGGUGAACCAUCUGCACGGAGAACUAUCGAAGCCCAC